UCCUCCUCCUCCUCCCCUCCUCUCCUCCUGUCCUCUCAUUCUGCUCUCUGCGUUUCACCUGCGCUUCCUCACUUAGUCACAGACUUUGGUAUGUUUCGGACUUUCCACGCCUCUAUCAAACAACAGUGACAUAUCCACGGGCCGUAUUUGAACAGCUCAGACCGACAGAAACUCCUCAUAUCUUGAAGCUCAGCAGACGUCUUCACAAUCCCGGACAGUUUCUCUAUUAGGAUGGAUUCCACUGCUUUCCUGUUGCUGGCUCUCUUGAGCGCCGGGACGCUCCUCCAAGAAGUGUGGGGUACAGACAGUGUGACUGGCUUGUAUGGAGACACCGUUGUUAUACCAUGCAACGAUGGAGCUCCAGCACCAGCUGAUCUGAUGUUCGUCAAGUGGAAAUACGAAAAAGAUGAUGGCACUCCUGGCGAUCUGUUGAUCAAGCAGGCCCGCAGCGACCAGGCCACAGUUCAGGCUACAGACGAUUAUGCCCAGCGAGUCAGCAUCGAUGACAAGUUAAGCCUGCUCAUCAGUCAGGCCUCACUCAGAGACCAAAAGACCUUCACCUGCAUGGUGGUGUCAGGCUCCAACCUCAUGGAGUACCCUGUCACUGUCACCAUUCACAAGGAACCAUCUGAAGCUCAAAUUAUGGACAAGUCUGAAGCACUGCAGAAGGACAAACUGACAACGGUUGGAACAUGUGUUGCGGCAGAUGCAAACCCUUCAGCUACAAUCAUAUGGAAGAGGGAUGGAAAGCCCUUAGUGGCCGAUGGGAAAGCCAUUGUAAUCACCCCCAGCAUGAAGGUAGAUCCAGCCACAGGCCUGUCCACCACCUCCUCCACCCUCCAGUAUGCAGCUACCAAGGAGGACUCUGCCUCAGUCUUUAGCUGCAUGGCCACACAUGAGCUGUCCACUAAGGAAACUGUGCUGGAUCCCUUUCCCAUUCACUAUCCAUCAGAGAAGGUUAGCCUCCAAAUCAUGUCCAAGGGACCCAUCGUAGAAGGAGAUAACGUGACAUUGAAGUGCCAUGCCGAUGGCAACCCUGCACCCAGCUCCUUCACCUUCCACAUCAAGGGCCAGAAAAUACUGGUGGAAAAUUCGGACACCUACACUUUGGCUGCCAUCAGCAGAGAUGCUGGGGGUGAAUACAAAUGCUCCCUGCCUGACAACGAGAAAAUGGAGGCUUCCCAGAACGUUGUUGUUAGCUUCCUGGACCUGAGUCUGACUCCCACUGGGAAGAUUGUGAAGACAGUAGGGGACACCUUAUCUGUGCAGGUGCAGAAGAGCUCCUCGGGUGACGCUAAAGAGUCAUGGACAAAGAAUGGAAUGGCACUGAAGGAGCUGGAGUUGACCAACUUGACCUUUGCUGAUGCAGGAGUCUAUGUAUUGGAACUUUCUAUGACUGGCCUCAUGAGACGUCAGAGCUUUGAACUGGUUGUAGAAGGAAAGCCUGUGAUCACCAGACUAACCAAACACCGUGCUGAUGACGCUAGUUACAAAGUUCUGACCUGCGAGGCUGAGGGAGUACCAGAGCCAAGCUUCCAAUGGAGCGUCAAUAGCACAGACGAGAAGAGCUCGUACUCUAAUGGCAAGGCCAUCCAUAAAAUCACUGUGGUCCCCAGGGUGAAUCUGACUGUCACCUGCAGCGUCAGCAACAAGCUGGGAGAAGAUACCAAGACCAUCAAUGUAGCCUCUGUUUUUAAGGAGAAAAGGGAGGAAGAAGGUUCUCAGGAGGAAUCUGAGGACCAGGCAAAGCUCAUAGUGGGAGUUGUGGCAGGGCUCCUCAUAGCUGCUGCUGUGGUGGGACUCAUCUACUGGCUCUACAUGAAGAAUUCAAGGCAAGGAAGCUGGAAAACUGGUGAGAAGGAGGUUGGAACAUCUGAGGAGAGCAAGAAACUAGAGGAGAACAAUCACACUGUUUAAGGGCACUCAGGCUGUACCAUGUGGGAUCAAAGAGAAGCAGUUGAAAGCAGCCUUGCAACAUAAAAAAAUACAGACUCCCAGUUGGCUGCUGACACACUCCAUCAGGCUCCACAUAAGCAGCAACAAUCAGAGUCAUUUUCCGCCAAGUCCUGCCCACAGCCUGCUGUCCCACCUCACUGUUUGAAGUCUGCACUGAGGCUGCCUCGUGUUACUGUUUCAUUUUGUGUUUUUGUGUUCCUGGUGAAUGCUCCCUGUUAUGUUUUGUUUGAGCAAUUCCGCUCAGGCUGUGUGGUGGGCUUUUUUUUUGCCCCCUUCGUUCUUUCUUUAGGAUUUUUUUUUUUCAUUUGUUUGUUCUUGAAUCUCUUCAAAGAAUGUAAAUCCCUCGUACACUUUUUAAGGCCUGUAUAAUUAUAAUUAUGCGUGUGCCCUGGCUGAGCAUGCCAAUGUUUAUUUUUAUUGUUUGUUUUUUACUUUUUGUGUGUGCUGUGUGUGGAAAAGCCUUUGUUUGGCUGUGCUCAGAGAAAAAAAAGACACUUCACUACUAUAGAGUCCUACUGAACGUGUUCUCAAACUUUAAGAUAACCUCAACAUCUCUUAACCUGCUGGCUCAUGUUUUCUGGUUUUCAAACACUGGCGACCCUGAAUAUCUGGUUAAUGGAUGCCCAGGACUGAAAGAGUGAUAUUAAGUAAGCAACUGGAUGAAUGGUUUCUAUACAUGCAGUUUAUCAUAAUUGUGACCCAAAAAACAAACAUACUUUAUUUAAAUUUAAAUCCAUAAAAAUUGCAUUUGUGUGGAUUUAAAUUGGAUGCCAGCAAAUGGACACAGUCAACCACUAAUUGAUUGAUUUUUUUUUUUUUUUGUAAAUUACAGUAUUUUCCCUGUUUUGUUAUUCUCAAAAGAAACUCUACAAUCCCUUUGUGUUGCAAAAAGUUUUAUCUGAAAAGGCAAAAAAAAAAAGAAAAGGAAAGAAACUUGUAAGAUUGAAAAAGUGUAUUCUGCCAUAAUCUUUCUUUCUUUUUUUUAAGUUUAUACCAAAUGACUUUGUUCACCUGUGAUUCAGUUUAAUACACUACAUUGUUGUCUACAUGUCUUCACUUGUCUGCUUUGCAGCUCCUGUAUUUUAUGUUUUUUUUAUGUAUUUAUAUCCUGUGUUCAACUUCCCUGGAUGGCGAUGCUGCAGCAUGCAAGGUAAUCUUUUUUUUAAGCCUGCGUGAAAGGCAUCAUCAAGUGUUGGGAAGGUACCGUAUGGUUGGAGAGUUACACGAGAGUGAAGAAGGCUAUACAGUAUCUGUGCUCAUUCUCUGCUGUAUUACUAUUAUGAUGUUAUUUUUAGCUCAGUGGUGUGAAGGAUAACCCAAACUGAAGACAGAGGUUGAGAUUGGAGGAUUAGAUUAGGUCAUAAAGAUGGUGGCUCUCUGGCUUUACACCAUUUUUGUUUUCAGUGACCCAUCAAGGGGAAAGGGUUAAUAAGACAGUUUGAGAGGAAUCAUGACUCUUGUUAACAUUUGUUGUUCCGUUCAUACUUUAAUUUACUUAGUUGUUUGGUUCACACCAUGUUAAUUUACAUAUUUAUGACUUACAUUGUUCUGAUGAAUAACUUGACAAAAGAAGCAUCAACCUUUCACCUCAACCAUCUGUUCAUAUUUCUGAGUGGAUUAUGACUAUUGCCAACAGUCAGAGUUAUAAUAAGUUUGAGUUGUUAUCCUGCAACAGCUUCCUUGUGGCAAUUAAAGGUUGAACAUUUGGAACUGGUUUUGUAGACUCUUAUUUUCACCACCUGGUAUGAAAGUAGAAAUUCCAGACUUUUAAGUUGACUUUGUCAAGAGCUUCAGAUGUAGAAGCUGUUGAUUAUAAAACACUAAAUGUUAACUUGAAGGAACCAUGCUCCGGUUGAUCUAGUGAUGGUCUCUUUGAUUCCAGUUUUCCAAACUGUAGCAAAGAUAUGACAUCCCAUUCUCUUGCUUUUUUUUUUUUUUUUU
Molecule: messenger RNA, 3897 nt
Organism: Epinephelus fuscoguttatus (brown-marbled grouper)
Lineage: Eukaryota; Metazoa; Chordata; Actinopteri; Perciformes; Serranidae
Gene: alcama
Product: activated leukocyte cell adhesion molecule a
Exons: 16
Coding region: 232-1917 (561 amino acids)
Biological process (GO): cell adhesion
Cellular component (GO): plasma membrane
Source: RefSeq, a predicted model, not a curated record